CGCAGUACCAUUUACAGAACACAGCAGACACAAGGCAGGGUGGAAGCUGCAUAGCGUGCUCUAAUAAUACUACAAAAUAUUAACAUGUAUUAAAUGUUAUACUUUUAUUUUUAUUAUUUGUAAUAAUUUGACAUUUUUCAGUAAGUGCAAACAAUAAUGAUGAUUCCAAACACGACUGUACAACAGCUGUGUUAAAAUUAAUAGUUAUAAUAAUGUAUGUCAUUUAUCAUUGUUUAAAUUAAAGUAUAAACUUCGUAUUCAUUUUUAACUUCAACCAUGUAAACCACACGCCACUGUACCACACCGAAAUCUAAACUUUGUAUAGGACAGUUCUCUUUCGUGGCACUGCCGUGCACGCGUACAGUGAUCGCGCGAGCAAACCCCGGUUACCUUUGCCUUGUGAAACACAUGAGGCUGCGAGCUGUACUGUACCGGGUAGAACAGGACUUACAAUUGAGCUUUUGAAAUAUGAACCUUAUCCAUGAAUAUUGUAGAAGCUGAUGGGAGCUCCUACCUUUCAUCAAACUUGCCUUUCUGAAUUUCCCAGUCCUUGGGUUUGCCUUUGCAUUCUGUAUUUCCAUAACAACUACCCCUGUUGGGAUGCAAAACAAGAAAUUACCCAAAGUGUUAAGAAUAUAUUACUAAACAUCUGAAGACCCUAACAUCAAUUCAAAGGUAAUUGAUUGGAUUCCCACAUGUACUUGGUUUACUGCUGCAUUUAAGCGGUUUUGAAGAUGGAAGGAUGCUCAGUAUCCCCGAUUCUGCCAGCUGCUUUGUUCACUGGAUUUCUGUACUAUGUCGCCAACCUCCGACCCGGAGUCGACACAAAUCAUUUGCAGAAGCCAAAUGUUAUUGUCAUUCUGGCUGAUGAUAUUGGAUGGGGAGACCUGGGGCAAAACUGGCCAAGAACAAGUGAGACCCCCAACCUAGAUCUGAUGGCACAACAAGGAAUGAGAUUUGCAGAUUUCCACGCAGCUGCUUCAACAUGCUCCCCAUCCAGAGCCUCCCUGCUGACCGGCAGGCUGGGGUUACGGAACGGAGUGACCCGGAACUUUGCUGUUGGUUCCGUAGGGGGUCUCCCACUGAACGAGUCUACACUUGCUGAGAUAUUGAAGGGGGUCGGAUACUACACUGCCAUGAUAGGUAAAUGGCAUCUGGGACACCACGGCCUGUAUCAUCCUAACAAUCGGGGUUUUGAUUACUAUUCUGGGAUUCCUUACAGCAAUGACAUGGGCUGCACCGACACGCCCGGGUAUGACAUUCCAUUCUGUCCGCCAUGCCCGAAAGAUCCUGAGACAGACUGCUGCAAACACAAAGACUGUUACUCAACAGUAGCACUGCCUCUGUUCGAGAACAUGAGUAUUGUGGAGCAGCCUGUUAACCUGAGUGCCUUGACAGAACACUACGCGGAGAGAGCGACAAGAAUUAUCCAGCAUGCCAGUAAAAACAGAAAACCCUUCUUCUUGUAUGUGGCAUUGGCACACAUGCAUGUCCCUCUGUCUCCAGCUGUGCACUUUGUAAACACAACUCGCCAAGGCGUAUAUAGUGCCAGCCUCAGGGAAAUGGACAGCCUUAUCGGCUUGAUAAAGAACACUUCUGACACCACAGAUAAAGAAAACACCAUUAUCUGGUUUACUGGAGACAAUGGCCCUUGGUCCCAGAAAUGUGAGUUUUCAGGAAGUGUAGGUCCUUUUCUUGGAAGCUGGCAAACACAUAAAGGAGGGAGUUCUGCCAAACAGACUACAUGGGAAGGUGGGCACCGGGUACCCACUAUUGCAUACUGGCCAGGCAAGAUCCCAGCCAACAUCACCAGCACGGCGCUGCUCAGUGUCCUGGAUAUCCUCCCGACUGUACUUUCCCUGGCUAGGGUGGGCCUCCCGCUCGACCGGCACUAUGACGGGAUGGAUGCCACUGAGGUUUUGUUCAGUCGCUCACAAACAGGACACAAGACUCUGUUCCACCCCAAUAGUGGAGCUGCUGGUCGAUUUGGGGAUCUGCAGACUGUGAGACUAGAGCAGUACAAGGCUUAUUACCUCACAGGGGGUGCAGAGGCUUGUGGAGGGGGUACAGGGCCGGAGCAGCUCCAUGACCCCCCUCUCAUUUUCGACCUGUCUCGUGACGUGGAGGAGGGGGCUCCCCUGGACAGCAGCAGUGCAGAGUACCGAGGCGUCCUGGAGAGGGUCACUGCUGAGAGAGAGGCCGUGCUUCAGGACAUUGCCACAGACAACGUGUCCCGAGCAGACUACACUAUCGACCCUGCAGUGGAGCCCUGCUGUAACCACCAGCACAUAGUAUGCCGGUGUCAGGGACAAAAGUGAACACAGAGACAGCGACAGUGUUCCACACCCAGUUGGGAACUUUAUCUCAUUUCCAUUCCGGUCCAAACACUUUUUUCCUGUGGCCACAGAAUUGUGAAAUGUAAAACACAGGGUUGUUAGAAAUCAAAAACCCUCAAAGUGGCAGUGACUUUUAAAAGAAGUGUCAAGCUUUAUAUUUGACAGAGAAGGUAAUGGGAUGAUAACAUUUUGUUGGACUCCCACAGGAGGGUGUAGUCUGUGUACAGACAGGGCUGUGCUAAUGUACAAAUGUUUUAAUGGCUUUUUAAUUUUUU
Messenger RNA from Acipenser ruthenus (sterlet), 2611 nucleotides. RefSeq names its product arylsulfatase G-like. The record is from RefSeq and is a predicted model, not a curated record. The transcript is spliced from 12 exons. NCBI's taxonomy places the organism in Eukaryota, Metazoa, Chordata, Actinopteri, Acipenseriformes, Acipenseridae. The coding region runs from base 735 to 2318 and encodes 527 amino acids. Gene Ontology annotation, molecular function: arylsulfatase activity.